Molecule: messenger RNA, 2173 nt
Organism: Anguilla rostrata (American eel)
Lineage: Eukaryota; Metazoa; Chordata; Actinopteri; Anguilliformes; Anguillidae
Exons: 9
Coding region: 182-2134 (650 amino acids)
Source: RefSeq, a predicted model, not a curated record
AGGUUCCGAAUCUCUACAAAUCUUCCCGAUAUCCACCCUCAGUCUUUCGGCGCAUUUCUUGGGGCAUGAGGGGACGAGAGAGAUUGAGAGGGAAAUCUAAAUAAAAUUACUCGCUUCUGUCUUCAUCUCAUCUAGUUAUUUUAUUGUUUCGGUUCGGAUUGCAGGAAUAUAAGAGAUCAAAAUGAAGAUGACCAGACUGGUUGUUUUUGGAGUUCUGCUUUGCACAGCUCUUGCUACGACACUGAAAGUGAAAGAGGAGUCCCUCACGGCGUUCCUCCUGGAGACCUUCGACAUCAUCGUGCCGUCGGCGGAGACGACGGAGGUGCUGUUCAAGCCCAGCCGCGUCCCGGCGGCCAAAGAGCAGGUGCUGAUGAGCGGGGGGCAGCUUCAGAGCCCCAGGGUGGAGCUUCGCGGCCGGAACCACCUGCGGGUGACGGAGGUGGGGCUGAACGACAGCGGCACCUACAUCGUCAAGUACAGCGACGAGCCCGGGGACGUCAAGCACAUCGUCCUGGCUGUCAGAGACUGCUUCGUUGACAAGAAUGUGAAACCCGGGGAAAGCUUCACCAUCUCCCUGAAGAACAUCUCUGGGCCGGUGUCCCUGGAGUUCAGGCCCGGCCCCGAGGGCAACGCGACCGCGGGCUCCGUGGUGCACGUGCUGGAGCGCAGCUGGACCCCCGCGGGCGAGUACGCCGCCCGCCUGACCGCGCUGGAGCAGCAGCUGACCCUGCACGCCGUGACGCCGUCGGACGAGGGCAGCUACGCCGUCCUGGACUCCGAGGGCCGCCUGAAAAAGAAAGUGUGCCUCAACGUGAAAGAGCACCAAAACUUUGUCACAUUGCCCUACAGUGGGACUUUGAAAAUCAACCUGAUCCUGAACAGCACCAAGGUCAAAGUGCUGUACACCCCCAACUAUGACUUCAAAGGCCGGGUGAUUCUGGAUCAGGGGGUGCUGGCGGUCCCGAUGGACCCCUCCCUGGAGGGCAGGCUGUCCCUGCAGGGCUCCACGCUCAUCCUGGAGCGGGUUCGGGCCAGCGAUACCGGGACCUUCAGCGUGAUGGACCUGCAGGGGUUCCCUGUGUCCAACGUCUACCUGGAGGAGGUGGAAGGGUAUAAGCUGCCUCCCCUCGUCGUGGCGGUCAUCUCGCUGCUCUCCCUGCUGGUCUUCCUGCUCUUCGUGUGCCUGGUCUCCUGCCUGGUGAAGGUGCGCCGCCGGGCUCUGAAGGCGAGGGCCAUCGAGAAGAUCGCCCAGAACGCGGGCAAGGACGAGGGCGACGCCUUCCGACAGGUGGUUCAGCACGCCUACACGCGGUUCAAUGAGGAAUCCACCACACAGUCCCAGUGCGACAGCAGCACUAUGAAGACGGAGGUGGACAUUAAGGGUCUGGAGGUGUCCAAGAACCUUCUGGAAAUGAGUGACUCAGGGGUAGAAUUCAGCGCCCCAGGCUUACCACAGGAUAGUGACACGGACGCGCCCCCAAGCUACACCUCUCCAAAAAUCCAAGUGGAUUCAGGUCACCUGAACAGUACUGCAGUUCCCGAAGCCAAGCCAAGCAUUAACCAAACACCAGACUCCAAGCCAAGCGCUAACCAAAUACCAGAAUCCAAGCCAAUCAUUAACCAAAUACCAGAAUCCAAGCCAAGCAUUGACCAAACCCCGGACUCCAAGCCAAGCAUUAACCAAACACUGGAUUCCAAGCCAAGCGUUAAUGAAACACCGGACUCCAAGCCAAGCAUUAACCAAACCCCUGACAAAACUCCUGAUGCCAAACCGAGUACUGACCAGACCCUCGAUUCGAAGCCAAGCGCUGAGCAAACCCCUGAUUUUAACCUGGGUGUGAACGGAGCCACUGGCAGCGAUUCCAAGCCUAGCAGCGGUGCUGCUCCAGAGCCUGCUGUCAAGGUCGCUCCUGAAGCUGCCCCGCCCGACGCCGCCGCCCCUGAACCUGCCGCGAAGAGUCCGAAACCCGGCGUGAGCGACGCUCCCGCGUCCGAAGCUAACGCGGGCGCAGCCCCCGCCCAGGACGGCCCCAGCGGCGGCCCUGCGUCUGAAGCCCUCCUGGAUGCUGCCCCGCCGGGCCAGGGCUCCGUCAGCCCCGUUCAGGACGCUAGCAAGGAGAAAGCCGCCACAUGAAAAGGCCUCUCCCCCCCCAACCCCCACCCCCCCCCCCCC